Geodia barretti is the source of this 519-nucleotide messenger RNA. The record is from the annotation of a GenBank genome assembly. NCBI's taxonomy places the organism in Eukaryota, Metazoa, Porifera, Demospongiae, Tetractinellida, Geodiidae.
AUGGCCAACAGCACGUACAUGAACCCCAGCGGGAUCGCGGACCCCUCACCUUCAGGUUUCACCGCAGUGGUGAAGGCUGGCAACACCGUUUACAUUGCCGGCAUGGUCGCACAGGACGAAAACGGCAACGUAGUCGGGGCGGGGGACACGGAAGCGCAGACCCGGCAGAUCUGGCGGAACAUCGAGGUCGCGGUGAAAGCGGCGGGGGGAACCCUGGCCGACAUAGUCAAGACCACCACCUACGUCACUGGCAUUGAACACGGGCCGGCGGUGCGGGCAGUCCGCGGCGAACUGUUCCCCAGCAAUCCACCCACCAGCACGCUGCUAGUUGUCAGCGAGUUGGCGAACCCGGCCUACGUUGUGGAGAUCGAAUCGAUAGCUGUGGUGGCGUAACGAUACCGCCGCAGGCCUAACCGACGCGUCGCGUGGUCGGCUGGGGCAAGUCGCCUAAACCAUUGGCGAGCGCCUGGAAGAAAGGGAAGGGAGAGGAACCACGUCAAUCCCUCAACUGCCCGAACC